This is a messenger RNA of Penicillium daleae, 735 nucleotides long. RefSeq lists its product as uncharacterized. The record is from RefSeq and is a predicted model, not a curated record. The transcript is spliced from 2 exons. Gene Ontology annotation, cellular component: nucleus; cytoplasm. Lineage: Eukaryota; Fungi; Ascomycota; Eurotiomycetes; Eurotiales; Aspergillaceae. The coding region runs from base 1 to 735 and encodes 244 amino acids.
AUGCGAUUCUUGUGUUUACACGGUCGAGGGACAAACUCGGAUAUACUUGAGGCUCAGCUUGCGCCGCUACGUCGUCGGCUGGCUCAGCAUACGCUGGAAUUCUUUGACGCCCAAAAUGCCUGCGCCGCAGCCCCCGGGAUAUCAGGCGUAUAUCCGCCGCCGUAUCUUUGCUGGUACAAACAUGGAAAGCCCGAAGAAGUCUCGGUCGCACUAGAUGACCUGCGUGCUGUGCUUGAGGAAGAUGGACCAUAUGAUGGCCUGAUUGGGUUCUCUGAGGGCGCAGCUCUGAUAACCAGUCUUUUGCUAUGUGAUGAACAUGCCGGGCAUCGUCCGCGUGUCCAGUUAGCAGUACUGUUCAAUAGUGUAGUGCCGCUCAUCGCCGACCCUAUAGCCAUGCAUCACGCAUCAUCACCGCUAGGUGAACUCGUGCAUGAGCACCACAAUCACUAUCUGGCCCUUCUACAGACCGAUGGACAGGUGAACGGCCCUCUAAGCCAAGCGCGGGGUUUCAGCCCAGUCGGACCUCUCCGCAUUGCGGUCUCGACAGUCCAUAUCAUUGGCGACCAAGAUCCAUUUGCCCCCUCAUCACAACUGGUAGUCGGUAUGUGCCGUCCUGAACGGGUACAGAUGCUCUGGCACGACGGCAGUCAUAAACUACCUCAAGCUGGAGAAGUGCUCGACCAUUGCGCAGAGCUUAUUGAGACAGCAAUUAUGUUAUCGUCGUUGGAUAUCUAG